Zootermopsis nevadensis is the source of this 6974-nucleotide messenger RNA. RefSeq names its product transcription factor cropped. Gene Ontology annotation, cellular component: nucleus. Gene Ontology annotation, biological process: regulation of transcription by RNA polymerase II. The record is from RefSeq and is a predicted model, not a curated record. Gene Ontology annotation, molecular function: protein dimerization activity; RNA polymerase II cis-regulatory region sequence-specific DNA binding; DNA-binding transcription factor activity, RNA polymerase II-specific. NCBI's taxonomy places the organism in Eukaryota, Metazoa, Arthropoda, Insecta, Blattodea, Termopsidae.
AAAUGUGAUCGCAUAAGGAAGUAGUUCGUCAUGUUUACUGUGACUGCGCUGUAAGUUUAGAAUUUCGUUGAUUUUAAUGUAUAAAAGUGGUUUUGUACCGCUUCUAUGAAGUACGUUAAAGUAAUUGAAUAAACAUUGUUUCAGAAACGUGUUUACAAGUGCGAAGCCUUUUGCGGAUUAAUACAUACGUAGUUUCGUUGUGAUACACUUCAGCUGUUUCCCGCCAAAGAUCGCCAUUAUAAAACACUUUGAGGCGUUGUAUGUGUGGUUUCGCUUUGGAUUUCGUGAUCAAGAAGUGUCAAUUUUCUUGUGUUUGUGUGAGACAAGUACAAUUAUUCAAUAGUGUGGAGUGUUAAGAUAUGUCAGUAUUUCAUCGGGGUGAGGAGCAACGUUGUUUGGACGAACUGAGACACCGCGACGAAGAAGUUAUUGGUAGUUUGUGCAGGUUGAGCGACCGGCCGGCUUCUCCGAGCAGCCACAUGGAGCAGGAAAAACGCAUCAGGCGCGAAAUCGCCAACUCGAAUGAGCGACGGCGAAUGCAGAGCAUCAACGCGGGCUUCCAGUCGCUACGAAUCCUGCUGCCACAUCACGAGGGCGAGAAGCUCAGCAAGGCUGCAAUUCUUCAGCAGACGGCAGAGUACAUCUAUCAGCUGGAGCAAGAGAAGACCAGCCUCCUGUCCCAGAACUGUCAGCUGAAGAGACUUAUCAACCAGCACGAGGGGCAGCAGCAGCUCGAGACUACGUCCACAAAGAAGAGGAAAGUGGACUCCAGUAGUGUCGUGGUCCCUCUUACCGCAGUUCCAGCAACAGUGAGCGAGUCUUCAGAUGAAGGCAUUGGCAGCAUGUCACCAGAGCCGGUGGCAGUCGCUUCAAACGCAUCUGUCGCCACCAUCAAUAGUUUGGACGGCGGAGACCCGAGUCGGGAGAUGAUCGACCUGCGAGUGCAACUUGACCGUGAACGGAGGCUUCGCAUGCAACUGGAAGAUCAGGUGCGCUCACUGGAGUCGCAGCUAUAUCCAGAACGAAUUCGUGAGAUCACACAACAUGUUCAGUUGCAGUACCACCACCACCAGGAAGUGCUGGAGCACUCGACCCCAACAAUCACGGUGGCCGCGUCGUCACAGAGGUGUCGUCGCGAGUCGCAACCGACGCUUCCCACCCAGCCGGCAACACAGGCGGUUGGCAACGGCGACAAUCUCAUCUCUGUAGCUCUUAUGAAGGAGACGGCAGCCGCAGUGGCCCAGUUACAGGUUGUAUCUGCAGCAUCGCUGCCACCUGUGGCACAGAACACCACCAUCGUUUCAACGAGUCCGCUUCGGCUGUCCCUCACGCCACCGCCGGCAAGUCCAGCUCCUAUGGAACCGGAGUCGCCAUGUUCUCCGCCUCCGCCACCCAUCUCUCCUUCCCCGCCGGAGCAGCGUCUGCCGAGCGUUCUGGAAGCGGCCAUUAAAGCUGAACCGAAGGUAGAAGUAGAACGUUUACCAUCACCGACGUCUGCAUCUGAUGAUGUUACGCCGCAAGCCAGGCUGUACUUGGCGAGCACAUCACGGCAAAACCUGGAAACUAUUGUGGAGGCGAUUCGACAUCUGGAGGGUGACCACCUGUUCAGUGAUGACCCUUCGCCACGAUGCGGUCAACAGCAACGCCUCUCGAACAGCGUGAUGGAUGAACCCGCCCAGGAAGUUCCCUUGGCCCUCACCAUGCACAACAAACCCGUAACGCCGCCCACCCAGACGCAGGUAGCCCACCGCCUGCUCAAGGUAGAGAUGAACCCGUUCCUUCAGUUCCACAGUUCGCCGCAGUCGACACAGCAGCGAACGGCGCUUCAGCAGCAGCGUCCGGGCGUCAUCGUAGUCAAGCAGCACACAUGAUUGUGAUGUAACAGCGUUAGAUAAACUACAUGCACCCCAUCCUUACCCCUGUCCCCAGCUCCACCAUUCUCUCCAGAACAGUUUAGUACUUGGAUCAAGGGGGCAGAGUCUGUUGAUGCUGAAAAUUGAGUGCCUAAAUCACAGCUUUUAGCCGUUUGGUCGUCGAAUGUUUUCGAUAGUGCUCACCUGUUAUUACGCCCCGUAUUUCCAUCUGUGCGAAGUUCAGUAAUGGUACUAAUGAGUUGACACGUCAUUUGGUAAAUUGUUGCCCGUAGUUUCAGUUACGUUAUAAAUCGGAUAUCGAUCUUCUUGUUUCAGCGUGCCGUAUGAUCACGCUCUGUGUGCGGAUGUGUGUUUGAAGAAAGCAGAAAGAGGUUUAUACUCAACUUUUGGUACACAGAAUUUUCAUACCCCCUUUAUUCCUGGUAGAUCAACAUUUUCUAUAUGAGGUUAAUGUGUCGUGUGUGUCCCUCCCCUCCCCUCCCCUCCCCGGACUACCUCGUGGAUCAAGUAAAAGUUAACUGUUUCUUUAUCGUUGUAUAUCUGAUGCUUUUUAAUUUUGAGACCCGUGAAGUGGCGGGUCUUUCUAGAAUGUGUGCGUAUGUGGCUCUCCCACUCUGUUGGUUCACGCUGGACACGAAGUACGGGGAUGUUACAUGAGCAGAGUGGUGAUACGGCAGUUGGUGCGAGUCCUCGGUGGUACUUUGGUCUGCUUUGUUGUUACUGAAGAGUUUUUGAACUGACAUGAUUGUGGCAUAGAUUGUACUGCUACAAGCCCAUUUAAAAGAAUUACAGCUAUGAUUCUUUACAACUAACGUUUGCUGCCGUGCCACCGUCACCACACACCGACGAAAACAACGACCCCCCCACCCCUCAGAUCAGUUAUGAACAAGAAAUCAUUGAAGUGUGCGGACCUCUGCACUGUGCUCAGUCGUAACUUCCGAGCUCUGCUUUUGCUUAACUUCGUCUCACUCGAUCAAUCACUGACUGUUAGGUUGGCAGGUUAUUAUGCAAGAGGCGGAGGGCGGGAGGGAGGGGGUCGGUGUUAAGCGGAAGGAGUGGAGUGAAGACUUUGAAACGUAAAUUUCAUUUUCCUGAUUUCAAGUGUAAAAACUGCUUAGAUUUUUAUUGUUAUUUAAAAAAUGAAACAAAGAAUGUGCAAAAAAAUUAGGCAUAGCAUUGAUUUGCCAGUCAUUUUGUCUUCUUUCUAUGUACAUAAUAAAGUACUACUGUUGUAUGUGCUACGGUGAUUUGGCAAAUUGCCAGACUGACAUUAAUGGACAGAUUCUGGAAGUAGUAUUGACGACCGCUAAUCUCCCAAAACUGGCUCUGCACUGUAAGAGUUGCCUACGAACGCUCGAGUUGUAUUUUUUUUCCGCCUUGUUUCGACUUCUGUCCUCGUAUAUAAAUAUAUAUUUUUUGCGUUUGUUUAUAUUCUAUAUAUUAUAUAAAAUUUGCGUGAGUCCGAUUCAGCUUGCGUGUAACUGUAUACGUAUCACUUUUAUUAGUAAUAAUGUUUGAGAUCGUUGGCAGCAGCUCACGUCUCGAUAUCGUGUUUUGUUUUCCAUCAACCUCCGUUGUAGAUCUAUGUUAUUUUCUUCAAGAACUAGUUUAUACUUUAUUAUUCUAAUGACUAUGAUGUAUAAUUAAAGGAAUAUGUACUGGCUACGCUGUCAUAUGAGUGAUGAACGGAUGCAAGGAUGGAUGUUUGGUGAAAAUAUGUAGAGUUGCUAUUAAUCUAAGCGAAACAGUUCCACGAUGUGGGAACAGUACUGAUAAUUAGGUAUUAUUAUCAUUAUCAUUAAUUGUCAUUAAUAUAAUGUCCUCUCUUUUAAGCGCGAUGUUCCAGCAUAGUUUGUUGGGUUCUGACAAGGCGAGGAGAGGAUUCAUUCAGUUUCUCUUUGAAUUGAAUUUUCAUAUUUUGUUGAAGCUUGGGGCUGAUGGAAAAGAGUGUAUUUUUGCAGGGGAUAAGCUGCUUCCCAGCUCUGCCAGUUCUAUUAUUUGCUUAGUUUCAUAAGAGUUCAGACUUUGGGGCAGGGCAGUCACUCUUUUAUUAUUAAUAUCAGUCAUUGUUAAAGAAAGUUCCUUGAAGUGUAACUCGUAUAUCAUAUUAACAUUGAGAUUGGUAGUUGUUGCAUUCUAGUAAGAUAGAAAUGGUGUUUGAGUCGCAGCGAACAGUUUUUAAUGUACAAUAUUUGUGAAAUGUAAUGGUAAAUAAAACCCCCACAUUUAUAUUUCUCAGUCUAGUUUUUAUAGAUUGAAGUGAAGCUUGUUUAUUCUGAUUCUAAAGUUGUGUGAAUGUUGAUUUUGUUUUUUCAAGGGAUGCGGAUGGUUACCAUUAUCUUCACACAUAUCGUUAUAGUUAUUUAAUGAAGGAGACGAUGCAUUUGGGGGCCAUAUUUCUUAAAACUACCAAAUGCUAGCCAAUAAGACACUGGGAACUGUAGAACGUCCAUUCACCAUAUUUAUUCGUGAAAAAGAAUGUAAUAACUACUGAAUAUUGUGUUCAUUAUUCACACACAUUAACAGAUAUUCACUUAUGAUGUCAAAGACUUCACCUCUAAACCCUCCGCCCCCGAAGGUGUGUUUAAGUGCACUGAAAUUUAUAUUAUACAGCAAAUAUAUUCCGUUACUUCUCGUACUGAAUAAAUUUGUUAGGUUUAAAGAACGAUGUCAGAAUUGAUGUUUUAAGAACUAAAUUUUACACACUGAACUUUUAAGUUCUCUCACAUCAUCAUGAAUGUUUCUGGAUACACUUUUACUGUCAUAAUGGUGUUAUAAUUGGCGCCCCUCUCACCCCAGGUUUAAUUGCUGUGAUGUAUUAUAAAUAAUUAUUAUUAUUAAACUUGUAAUGAUAAGGAGGAGUAAUUCGUAAUUCUUUGCUCAAAAAGCUCUGGUCUAGAGUCUGUAAAACUAUUCCUGCUAAUGGGGUGUAUUUGAUACAACAGCUGGUGGUGGGUCUGUCCACGCACUACUCGGGUAGGUAGUGCUGCAAUCUGUUGGGCAGAUGCCAGACACUUCCCACGCCUCCACAAUGGUGACAUUAGUUCCAGAACCUCAACAGGCUGUAUGAAGUAAGUUGACUUUUUAAGGCUACUCCAACAAGAUACUAAUGCCAGUUGGAUUUGUGGGUACGUCACUUGGCUGUACUUCUUUGCCUUUUAUUUUCCCAUGUGGUACAUUCUUAUUGGAUUUGUUCAGAUAUAUAAAAUUUCCAAAGAAAUUUAUAUUCAAAUUAUAAGUGAGGCACUUAGCAAGUCCCUGAGACUGGGACUUUUCAAACUCAAUAUUAGAAUUUCAGUUUCCUGUUAAUGCUGCUACAGACUAGAGUGUAGCACAUUUGAUGUGCGGUUAGCUUUGGAAUUAGUGGAGUUGGCCCCAUCUUUCAUUACCAUUUUGUUAAAUUGUGCAUUAAUAACGUGGUUUUUGCGGCGAAACUAAAAUUCUGAGAGGUAAGCACUGGAGAUGAUUCUGAAUGAUUUGUGUUUAAUUGUUUACAUUGACAAAUGCAAGACGACAGCAGAGAACUGGAAUUGUCACACAAAUUGGUUGUAUUUAUUCAGUUUAUUUCAUACGAUAACAAAUUCUAGUUUUUGGUUUACCUACACUUGUGUGAGCUAUAUAUAUAUUGUUUAUGUAGUUCGGCUUGUGAGUCAUUAGGAGGUUAUGUUUACCAAAUAGUAAAGUUGCAAAUCUGCAAAAAAAUGAUGUUUUAAGGAGUGGCAGAAACUAUUUACAUUGUCAGAAAGAAAAAUUGUAGUUGUGUGGUAAUUUUUGCUUAUUCAACUUCAAGAUUCUUUUGCCAUUCCCAAAAAUAUUGCAUUUCUGUAGAUCCGCAAUUUUCUCUUCGGAUUGACUCAUUGUAAUAAAUUGUUAAAUUGUCUUGUAAUUUUUAUGUUAAAAGCAUUUUUACGUAUUGUAGUAAGACUUGCCAUCUUAAACUUUCUUUCUUUUGUACAAGUUUCAUAUUUGUGGACUGGGAUCACUUGACUUUUUUCAGUAUUUUUUUAUUCUACUUGUGCACAUUGUGGUGUUCCACGUGACAUCCGCUUAUGAUAUUUAAAAGUAGGGAACCAUGUACAGGAAGAUGGAGCAGAUAAUGGAUAAGAACAAUAUUUCAUUUGCAGCAAAGUAAUCCAUUUUCUUUGGGAUCAUUUUUGGUACCCUUUGGGGUGAAGUUUCAUAGAUAAUAUUAAACGUAAUAUUAGUCAUAUUACUAUGGGUGUUUUGAAAGUUGUUUAUACAGUUUGUAAGUUAGGACCUUAGCUCAAUUUUACAGGCAAUAUAGGCUGAUAUUUUACAAAGGAAAGCUGGAAAUGGGACACAUUGAAUUCAUAACAAAGUACUGGUACUCUUCCUAACAUAUUUGUAUUGGAAACAUCAAACACAAACCUGCAUUAGAAACAAAACUAUUUUGAUUUCCCUCGUGCUCCAGAUUAUGAAAUUCUUGCCGUAUAUUCAUUUCUGUUUUACAUUCAAAGUUUAUAAUUUUGGAUGAGUUGCGUAUCUGUAACUGGCACUCCGUUAUGUUUUGAACAUAACUUCUUUCAUUCAUUAGGUGAUCACUUUCUGUUGUGUAUAUGGUUGCCUUUGCCUUGGUUCUUCACUCUCAUGAACAUGGCAAAAUAUUUGUUUAUAUUGGUAACACUGUAUUUUUGCAGUACAUCAUUUUGUAAAGUUAGAAAAUGGUUUGAAAAAUAGUAAAUGAUUCAGUUACUGAAUUUCAUAUGGUUUUUCUAGUCCAGUACUCUAUAUUAUUUCAACAGGAAUGUAAGUGUGCAUUUGUAAUUGUUAUAAAAAUUGACCAAGGUCCUGUCUGCUUUAUGACAUAGGGCAUUGCCAGGUGCAGCCUGUUGCUGUAAUAUGGAGAAACAGCACUGAUAAAGUGAUGAAAACAAACAUUAACAUGUUUUUAUAAACCUCGCAAGUCUGACUGCUUUUGGGUAUCGAAAAAAUGUGCACAGAAGGUUGCGCCUAGAGAAGUACAAAUCAAAAGAGGUGUUCGCACUCACAUUUAUUUCGUUGUCUCAAUUUUGUGGCUUCUAUUUGUGUUGCCUGUAAGAACAUCAGUGACAUCAUAAUUAAAAAGUAUGUAGACAAAUA